Molecule: messenger RNA, 3470 nt
Organism: Paramecium primaurelia
Lineage: Eukaryota; Ciliophora; Oligohymenophorea; Peniculida; Parameciidae
Source: the annotation of a GenBank genome assembly
AAAAGAUGAGUUCAGAAAUGAAGUCUGAUGAAGAUUAAAUAGCAAAAACUAAAGAAAACUAAAUUAGAGAUUGGAAAGAACAAAUAAAAAAUAAGGGAUAUUAAUAUAUUGAAACAUAUCAAUUUGUGUCAAAAGGCAAAAAUUUUAAUUAAAGAAACUAUGGAGUGACAGUCGAUUAUAGGUUUUUAAGGGUUAUACAAUAACUUGAUUUUUUGGAGAGCCAAUAAAUACAAUUUUAUAUGAAUAUAUUCAAGGAUGUCUAUAAAGAUGUGAAAGUAAAAUUUACUUGCAUUUUUAGUUAGCAGCAGGAUUUUGCCAUUUUUUUGCUGAAUUUUGGACACAAUCAACGGAAAGUUUGUCAUUCAAUAUUAAUCCCAAUUUUUCUUGGAAUACUUAAAUAUCUAACUUUAAUUAAUAUCAGGUAAAUAGAAAUUAAGAUUAUUAUUAAAUAUAAAAUUAGGACUUUUAUUCUAAAUAAAAUGAUAUGAUUGAAAAUAAUAAACAUGAUGAAAAUCGUGAAAUUAUAUAAUAAAAAUUAAAAUUAAAUAAUAAUCAAGAAACUAAUGGAAAUAAUAAUUCUUCAAUUAUUUAAGGCAUCGAUUCAUAAUAGACUGAUGAAAUUAAGAAUUAAACUGAUGAAAACAAAAAUUCUUCAAUCAUAAAAGGCACCGAUUCAUAAUAAAUUGAUGAAAUUAAGAAAUAAAAUGAUGAAAACUAACAUUCUUCAAUCAUUAAAGGCACCGAUUCAUAAUCAAAUGAUGAAAUUAAGUAAUAAACUGAUGAAAACAAACAUUCUUUAAUCAUUAAAGGCACCGAUUCAUAAUCAAAUGAUGAAAUUAAGUAAUAAACUGAUGAAAACAAACAUUUUUCAAUCAUUAAAGGCACCGAUUCAUAAUCAAAUGAUGAAAUUAAGUAAUAAACUGAUGAAAACAAACAUUCUUUAAUCAUUAAAGGCACCGAUUCAUAAUCAAAUGAUGAAAUUAAGAAAUAAACUGAUGAAAACUAACAUUCUUUAAUCAUUAAAGGCACCGAUUCAUAAUAAAUUGAUGAAAUUAAGAAAUAAACUGAUGAAAACUAACAUUCUUUAAUCAUUAAAGGCACCGAUUCAUAAUAAAUUGAUGAAAUUAAGAAAUAAAAUGAUGAAAACUAACAUUCUUUAAUCAUUAAAGGCACCGAUUCAUAAUAAAUUGAUGAAAUUAAGUAAUAAACUGAUGAAAACAAACAUUCUUUAAUCAUUAAAGGCACCGAUUCAUAAUAAAUUGAUGAAAUUAAGAAAUAAAAUGAUGAAAACUAACAUUCUUUAAUCAUUAAAGGCACCGAUUCAUAAUAAAUUGAUGAAAUUAAGUAAUAAACUGAUGAAAACAAACAUUCUUUAAUCAUUAAAGGCACCGAUUCAUAAUAAAUUGAUGAAAUUAAGAAAUAAAAUGAUGAAAACUAACAUUCUUUAAUCAUUAAAGGCACCGAUUCAUAAUAAAUUGAUGAAAUUAAGUAAUAAACUGAUGAAAACAAACAUUCUUUAAUCAUUAAAGGCACCGAUUCAUAAUAAAUUGAUGAAAUUAAGAAAUAAAAUGAUGAAAACUAACAUUCUUUAAUCAUUAAAGGCACCGAUUCAUAAUAAAUUGAUGAAAUUAAGUAAUAAACUGAUGAAAACAAACAUUCUUUAAUCAUUAAAGGCACCGAUUCAUAAUAAAUUGAUGAAAUUAAGAAAUAAAAUGAUGAAAACUAACAUUCUUUAAUCAUUAAAGGCACCGAUUCAUAAUAAAUUGAUGAAAUUAAGUAAUAAACUGAUGAAAACAAACAUUCUUUAAUCAUUAAAGGCACCGAUUCAUAAUAAAUUGAUGAAAUUAAGAAAUAAAAUGAUGAAAACUAACAUUCUUUAAUCAUUAAAGGCACCGAUUCAUAAUAAAUUGAUGAAAUUAAGUAAUAAACUGAUGAAAACAAACAUUCUUUAAUCAUUAAAGGCACCGAUUCAUAAUAAAUUGAUGAAAUUAAGAAAUAAAAUGAUGAAAACUAACAUUCUUUAAUCAUUAAAGGCACCGAUUCAUAAUAAAUUGAUGAAAUUAAGUAAUAAACUGAUGAAAACAAACAUUCUUUAAUCAUUAAAGGCACCGAUUCAUAAUAAAUUGAUGAAAUUAAGAAAUAAAAUGAUGAAAACUAACAUUCUUUAAUCAUUAAAGGCACCGAUUCAUAAUAAAUUGAUGAAAUUAAGUAAUAAACUGAUGAAAACAAACAUUCUUUAAUCAUUAAAGGCACCGAUUCAUAAUAAAUUGAUGAAAUUAAGAAAUAAAAUGAUGAAAACUAACAUUCUUUAAUCAUUAAAGGCACCGAUUCAUAAUAAAUUGAUGAAAUUAAGUAAUAAACUGAUGAAAACAAACAUUCUUUAAUCAUUAAAGGCACCGAUUCAUAAUAAAUUGAUGAAAUUAAGAAAUAAAAUGAUGAAAACUAACAUUCUUUAAUCAUUAAAGGCACCGAUUCAUAAUAAAUUGAUGAAAUUAAGUAAUAAACUGAUGAAAACAAACAUUCUUUAAUCAUUAAAGGCACCGAUUCAUAAUAAAUUGAUGAAAUUAAGAAAUAAAAUGAUGAAAACUAACAUUCUUUAAUCAUUAAAGGCACCGAUUCAUAAUAAAUUGAUGAAAUUAAGUAAUAAACUGAUGAAAACAAACAUUCUUCAAUUAUUUAAGGCACUGUUUCAUAAUAUAAUGAUGAUAUUAAAAUACAAACUAAUUUUAAUUAAGCAUCUUAAAAAUUAUAAAUCCAAGAUUCAAAAUAACAUGAUUUUAACAAUUCAAAUAUUUAUUAGAAUGAAACGCUAAAUAAUCAAAAUUUUAAUUAACAACACAUACAAUAAACUUAAUAAUAACCGGUUUAACAAACAUUUGUAUAACCUUAAAAUCAAAUUAAUGCAUAACCUCCAUAAAAAACAUUUACAUUUAAAAUAAUUAAUAUGAGUAUUGAAGAACCUGUAAAAAAAUAAAAAUUUUAGAUUAACAAAUUACCUGACUUACUAAAUUAAGUAGCCUAAAUGAAUGGAUUAUCCUCUAAAGAAGAUUUAAAAAAUUAAGAUUUUUUAUAUUUUCCUAUUAAUCUAAGUCAAGCACAUUGGAUAAGUGUUGUUGUUAAUUUAAGAGACAAAAUAAUUUAUUAUUUCGACUCUUACUAUGAAUAGGUCGAAGAAGAUGUGAGAGAAGGCAUAUAUAUAAUUUUAAAAAGCUUAGAUUUUAACCGCAACAUUUUUCGAUUUGAGACUAAAUGGAAUAAAUAAUAUAAUGGGUAAAAAUUUAUAUUAUAUUAGAUAUGAUUGCGGUAUCUUUAUCUUAUUAUCAUUAUUACACACUUUUUAAGGAGAUUUAAAAUAUUCUUACAAUUAAGCAAGGGCAUCUGAGUUUAGAAAUCGAAUUUUAUAUGAUUUGGCUAUGGUAGCCUCUUAGGUAAAUUUAUCAAAAGAAUUAUUUGAAUCUAUAUUAAAAUGA